AUGAAUGUCUUUGGACUUAUCCAACCUAGGCAACGGUGGGUUCCUCUGAGACCUAGUCGUCAGCAGGUCUGGGCGAAUCUGGCGGAGGUAGGGACCAGAAUAGACAAGAGUACUCACCUGCCCAGGACUAGUCUCCAUGGUCUCAGGCGCGGCUUGUCAACAGCCCGGUCUAUUGAUCCACAUGUACGGCUCCCGUUGCGCUUGGUCGCCAGCCGAGUGAGCACAGAAGAGGGCCUCAGUGUUCCGACGAUAACUCCUGAGCACACGUACCCUGUCGGGGGCCAGUUCCGUGCGCAGGGCAACAGGGCAACAAAAGACAAUGGUCUCUCCGACAGACCGCGGUGGUCACCGGCUCAGCUUGCAGAGGCUGCAUAA
This is a messenger RNA of Protopolystoma xenopodis, 375 nucleotides long. The record is from the annotation of a GenBank genome assembly. NCBI's taxonomy places the organism in Eukaryota, Metazoa, Platyhelminthes, Monogenea, Polystomatidea, Polystomatidae.